AUGACGACGUUUUCUACUACUGUCUCCAUGUUAAAUUCACGUCAAGUCCAGGACUCAUCAUUACCACAACGUUUGGACCCACUUCGUCGUGGUUCUUUGCCUAAAAUUACAGGUCGGAAGCUUCGUACACCACGCAAAUUUGUCGUGACGGACGUGUCGGAUGAAGAGCUGGAUGCAUUGAAACCAAGCGCGUCGUAUUGUGUCAGUCUGUCCGAUAUUGCGGGACAAGAGCAAGACAAGGACAAGAGUGUGGGCUGUAUGAAAGACAUGGGAGCUGUGAACGUCUCGGUUCGCAAGGGCAAGACACAAGUAAAAGGUCGCUUUACGAUCACUGACUUGUCUCCAGAGUCACCAGAGACACCGUUGGAACGUGAAGGUUUGUCAAUUUCUAUGGGAUCGACACCCUCACGAAAGUUUGAAAAAGCUCCACGCCGUUCAUCACGGAAAAUGUCCACUCGAAGACCAUUUCAAUCGGCAGGUGAUAUCCGUCCUUCGGUAGAUCUUACAGAGUCAAGUUCUCCUCAGCAACAGCAACAACAACAGCAGCAACAUGAGCAGGAAAGGCCUAUGUUUGCAUCGUUUGAGCGCCCAAUGGUAUCAUCGCCGUCAUCGCGCUCUCUAUGCACGUCCCUUCCUGCCCAUUCAAUGAACACACAGACCAGCGAGACUAACAAUCAGACUCCGAUAAUGUUUGACAACCAUUUGAAGUUUCUGGAGAAGGAGACGUUUGAGAUGAGGUCUACUUUGGAGAAAAUGGUGGCUACGAACUCUCAGUGGAUUGAAGCUCUUGUCUCAGCUGGUCUUGUGCAAGGUAAAUUGCGCGAGGUUUCUGUCUUGGAACCUGUUGUUGCUGUAGAGUCACCUUUUGAACAAAAUUAUCGUAAAGUAGAGAAGGCGUACAUGGAGCUACAGGCCAAAUACGACGCCGUGUGCCAAAAGAGUGAGCGGAUGGAAAUGAAGAAUGCUAUGCUCGAGAUUCGUCUUCAUCAGCAAAUUAAUCGUUCGACGAUGCUCCGAUCGCAGCUUGACAAGUUGACACACUACACGGAGAAACUAAUCUGCGAGUCGUCAGAGCCUACGCUGCACGAUUACAACUCAGACCUGAACUCAAUCUUUGGCGAGCAUUCUGAAGCUCAUUCUCCUACAGCUGACGAAACGAGCAGCGGUGAGUACGGUUUUAACGACAAUGUGCUCAAGUCUCGGCGGCAGCGUUGGCAUAACAUGGAUGAGGAGUGUAUGUCAAACACGAGUACCGAAGGAGAAUCAUUUCGUAAGACGUCGUCACCGGUGCCAUACGAGCGAGAUAAUGAAAACAAUCAGUACUAUAGCGAUGUAGAGCCCAUGUCUGCGAACGGCCAUGGCCGCCUUUUUGCGCUGGAGUCGCUGCUAGAUGACCAGAUCAACGAACUGCGUCAAUCUUUGCGGUCAAAGAAGGAGGACACUGAUGCACCAGUAUCUGUGAAUGGCUCGUUAGAUUCUAUGACUGUGUGCCCGUCUGUCACAAACUUUGCGCCUAACGAUGACGAUGAAUGUGAAGUACACGACCAGACUGUUCAUUCUGUGUCGGUGAAGCAGAAGAGACUGAACGCUGACCUGCUCAAGCACAGCAACUCGGUAGCUUCACUCAACUAUUCGACAGUUUCUUCGACUUCAUCGUUGGCUGGUUAUGGACUUCACUUGGCGACCAUGGCGCAGUCAAAAUCUGGCUACUUUUCUAGCAUGGCUGCUACGACUUUGUUUGGUCCGCAUCCUGAGCCGUAUCCAAAUGCCUCUAGCCAACAGAACGAUUGCCACGAUGACGAGACUGUGUACAACGUGCUCAGCCCAGAGAAUCUGCGUUUCCACGACUGUCAGUCUUUGCUUAAAGCUGCCGAAGAAAGAAGCUCGCAGCCGUCAAGCAGGCGACGUGGUUUUCCUUUUACGACCAACAAACAACCAGCUUCUUUACCGGAGGCGAAUGAAGUCUCUGAACGAAUACAAACGACUGGCAGCAGCUUGUUUGAACGAUUUGCAGUGCGGCGGCGAAAGCCUGUUGACUAG
Peronospora belbahrii is the source of this 2040-nucleotide messenger RNA. NCBI's taxonomy places the organism in Eukaryota, Oomycota, Peronosporomycetes, Peronosporales, Peronosporaceae. The record is from the annotation of a GenBank genome assembly.